AUGAGUUACUUUGAAGAGGAAGAAGACGAGGGAAAGCCAAUUACUCAAAAAGCAAUUCACGAAUCACUCAAAAAGAAUUGCGGAUAUGUCAAUUCGCCGGAACUUAAUGACGUUCUUUAUUUACAUUAUCGAGCUUUCACAAAGAUAAAGAACUUAGAUCCAUAUAUCAAUCUAAAAGCUCUUUGGCUCAAUAAUAAUGCUAUUUCUGCUAUUGAAGGUUUAUCAAAUCUCAAAAGUUUGGCGUGUUUAUAUCUUCAAAACAAUAUCAUUGAAGAUCUAAACGGAUUAGAAGGUUUAGAUUCUCUAAAAACAUUAGUUGUUUCAAACAAUUUCAUUUCGAAUAUUACUGGGCUUUCUGGUUGUCCAAAUUUAACUACACUUGAAAUUGAUCAUAACAGACUUAAGCAACCAGAAUCGUUGGCUGGUCUUGCUGAUGUACCUGAGUUAACAGUACUAAACAUGACAGAUAAUGGCAUGGAAAGCGAAAAAUUUGCAGAAUAUCUCCUAAAGAUACCAAAACUUCGCGUUUUACGAAAUACUGGAAAUCCUGUUACACGAAAUAUGGAUAAUUACCGCCGAAGGCUCAUUUCUAUGAAUAAAGAACUCAGAUUCCUUGAUGACUCAUCAAUUGAGUUUGAAGAACGUCGUCUUGUUAACGCCUGGGUUCAGGGCGGUCCACAAGCAGAGAAGGCAAUGCGCGAGCAAAUCAAACAAGAAAAACUUCAACAACAAGAUGAAAAUAGAAUUAAAUUUAGGAACAUGCAAAGACAAGCAAUAAUUGAAGCCGGACAAUCCCUUAAAGAUCAUCCAGAACUAUGGUCAUCUGAUGAAGAAGAGUCAGAAACUUCAUCAGAAGGAAAUCUUUUUACAGUAAGCUCAGAUGAUCAAUUCUUCAUAACAAAUGGUGCAAAUGAUGAAACAAAAGAUGAAAAACUACCUUUAAGUCCACUUAAAAUAGAAGAAGAACACAAAGAACCCGAAAAAUCUAAAAUCACAAUUAUUUCUGAGGAAAAAACAAAUGAAAAGGCAUCAGAUAAGUUUGAUGUCGAUGAACUUGAUUGA
This is a messenger RNA of Trichomonas vaginalis G3, 1062 nucleotides long. RefSeq lists its product as uncharacterized. NCBI's taxonomy places the organism in Eukaryota, Parabasalia, Trichomonadida, Trichomonadidae. The record is from RefSeq and is a predicted model, not a curated record. The transcript has a single exon. Bases 1 to 1062 code for a protein of 353 amino acids. Gene Ontology annotation, molecular function: protein binding.